GUUCAAAAGUGCUUUGUUGUGUGAUUAUUAAUUAACACAAACUGAUUUUUGAUUUUAUAAGUUGUUUGUAAUUGGCUGUUAAUUAUGGCUACGGAAUGGAUCACUGCAAUUGAUAAAAGACCAUGCGAUCGUAACGUAAAGGAUGUCGAACUAAUAUCAGGUCGUUUACGGCGUGUUGAACAAUUGUGUAAGCUACCAAGUUCAGUAUUACAGCAGCUGGCGUUGGUUGGUUACUAUGAAGAUUUAGAAAAAGGCGUCACUUUAUUUCGGCAAGGAGAUACGGGUAAAUGUUGGUACGCUGUUUUGGGAGGUUCAUUGGAUGUUCGAAUUCAACAGUCUGAUGCGGAAAGUAAAAUGCCAGUAACGUUGUGCAGUUUAGGUGUUGGAGCGACAUUUGGUGAAUCAAUUUUACAUGAUUUACCUAGAGAUUCAACAGUUGUUACACAAACAACAUGUGAAUUACUACGAGUGGAACAACAUGAUUUUCGUAUUAUUUGGGAAAAAAAUAAGGAGCUCAUGAAUGAUUUGGUGGCCAACUGUAAGGUUAAAAAUGGGUUUGGUAGUGGAGUUAAUAAAGCAUCACCCUUACACGGACCAACGUCACCUCCACCCAAACGAUCAAAUAGUCCAGACAGUCCUAAUCCAGCAGAACCAAUAACAGAUUCACCAAGUCCAGCAAUGAGUCGCAUUGGAUGGGCAUUACGAACAUUGUUAUUGGGUAUACCUGGAGGUUCAUGUUUACGUGAUCGUAAAAUGUCUGGACGUCUUGUUCGUCGUUGUGCUCCAGGCACUGAAUUGGUUGAUUGGCUGUUAGCAAUUAGUCCAGCUGUACAUACAAGAUCACAAGCAGCUGGUAUGUGGCAGGCGUUACUUGAAGAAGGUGUCAUCUCUCACGUGUCUGGAGAACAACCAUUCAAGGAUAAAUGUUUUCUUUAUCGCUUCUGGCAAGAUGAAGAAGGUGCAUCUGCAUUACCAACAGCAGAGGAUGUCGCAACAGCCGAAGAACAGCUACAAGAAUCUUUGGGGACAUUGAUAAAUCGUGCACCGGAUGCUAUUAUGCGCAUGAUAUUAAGGAAAUCAAGUCAUGAACGAACAUUAGAAGAUCAAGAGAUAAUUUAUGAAGAAUUGUUACAUAUUAAAGCGAUAUCACAUCUGUCAAAUUCAGUAAAACGUGAAAUAGCAUCUGUAGUUAUGUUUGAAGCUCAUUCGAAGGCGAACACAAUAUUGUUUCAUCAGGGAGACGAAGGUAGAUCUUGGUACAUAAUUUUAAGAGGAUCGGUCGAUGUGGUUAUACAUGGGAAAGGAACUGUAACCACAUUACAAGAAGGCGAUGAUUUCGGUAAAUUAGCUCUAAUCAACGAUGCUCCAAGAGCAGCUACAAUUGUUUUACGUGAAAACAAUUGUCAUUUCUUACGGGUAGAUAAAGAAAACUUCAAUCGCAUUUUAAGGGAUGUAGAAGCCAAUACAGUUCGGUUAAAAGAACAUGGUCAAGAUGUAUUAGUUUUAGAAAAGAUCUCAUCUCAACAUAAACAAGCGUUUUCAAAUUUUAAAUAUACCGUGAUGGCUGGUACCCCACAAAAGAUGCUGGAACAUCUUUUGGAGACACGGUUAGAUGGACGCGCUGGUUUUAGUGGACGUGAUGAUCUUAUUCCAACAAACCAUGAUCCAUUUUUAGAUGAUUUUUUAUUAACGCAUAUAGUAUUUAUGCCAACACAUCAAUUAAUUGUGGAACUUGCCAAAUAUUAUCGAAUAGAAUCUCCAAAUCAAGAUCAAGAAUUUGUAUUAGCAUGUAAACGUCGUGUAGUUCAAUUUGUGUAUCGAUGGGUGAACACAAUUCGACAUCCAAUAUUUGACGAUCAAAUGGCAUUAGAUUUUGUUGAAGAUUUAGCAGCAGAAGUCGAAGCUGAUUGUAUGCAAUGGAGUUCUUUGGAAGAAGAAGCAAGUUUAAUGCAUCAUGUUAUGUCACAAUUAAAUCGUUAUCAAGAAGACAAAAAAUUACAUGAAGGACAAAAAUGGAAAUUACCACCAUGUGGCCAACCGAUAAGUUUAUUUAGUGGUGAUAACGAUACAAGAACUAUUAUUCGCCCAGAUGAUGACAUAAUAUUUCGGGUCUAUUGUGCCGACCACACGUAUUGUACACUACGCUUUCCAGUAAAUACAACAGCUGAAACAAUAAAAAUAUCGGCAGCUGAUAAAUUAAAAUUACGACCAACGGAUGAUUUAAUAUUAGUUGAAGUAAAAUCAACCGGCGAACGAGUUCCAUUUAAAGACAACGAUAUUAGUAUACCUACAGCUCUUAGUCUUAACGGACGAAUAUUUGUAUCACCGAAGGACCACUUAGAUGCAUUGACAUGUUUAUCGGAACAAGAAGGUCCAACUGAAGGUUCUGACAUAGAUUUAGAAUUAUUUAGUACAAAAGAACUUGCAUAUUACAUGACAUUAUUCGAUUGGGAUUUAUUUUGGUGUGUACAUGAAUAUGAAUUGAUUUAUCAUACAUUUGGUAGACAUCAUUUUGGACAAAUAACAGCAAAUUUAGAUAUAUUUUUAAGACGUUUCAAUGAAAUUCAAUUUUGGGUUGUCACUGAGAUAUGUAUGUCAAGUAGUCUCAGUAAACGUGUGUCAAUGCUACGAAAAUUUAUUAAGUUGGCUGCAUAUUGUAAAGAAUAUCAAAAUUUGAAUGCAUUUUGUGCAAUUGUUAUGGGUUUAAGUAAUGUAGCUGUAAGUCGUUUAACAUUAACUUGGGAAAAAUUACCAUCGAAAUUUCGUAAGUUAUUUACAGAAUUUGAAGCGUUAAUUGAUCCAAGUCGUAAUCAUCGAUCAUAUCGAUUAAGUGUUGGUAAAUUGCAACCACCUGUAGUACCAUUUAUGCCACUUUUGUUAAAGGAUAUGACAUUCACACAUGAAGGGAAUAAAACAUGUUUAGAUGGUCUAGUCAAUUUUGAGAAAAUGCAUAUGUUAGCACAAACAAUGCGUACAAUCAGAUAUUGUAGGAGUCGACAUUUAGUUUUGGAACCACCCUCGCCAAAAAGUGAAGGAGAAUUAAAAACGUACAUAUCAUCGUUACGUGCCAUCGAUAAUCAACGUGUUUUAACGAGUUUAUCACAAAAGCUAGAACCACGUAGAUCGUAGUUAGAACCAGGUGCAUUUUUAGCAGCGAAAUUACGUUCGUGGUUUUGGCGUUUAUUGCGUAUGUGUGUUACUGGUGCAUAAUAAUUGUACACCUUACAACAUCAACAAAUAAUUUAUCAAAACCGUCUCCAAAACGUAAUAUUUAUUCCUUUACUAAUAUUAUAUACUUUGGCAGUAAAAAUGUAUUCGUAAUUAGGUUAAAAAAAUGUUUAAAAUGACAUUAUGAUGUUAUUUCUUGCCUUCUAAAUAUUCUAUAAACUAAAACUAUUUACAAAAACUAACUAAAUUUAGAUGAUUCUAAAAUAAAUUCUAUUAAAUCACUUUUAUAUUAAAGUUCUAUAGCUAGUUUUAUUAGAAGAGAAAAUUAUCGAUUAUAAUCUGUAAAACUUAUUUUUAUUCGAACAAUUUCAAGACAAUGAAUCAACAAAAUAUGCCAAAACAGGAGUUUGUUCUAUUUAUACUUGCAAAAGGCCCCCGAUGGAGAUUACACAAAGGAUGUUCGUUUUGUAGUAAUACUGUUUAUCUGUCGCAGCCAAUUAGUUUUAUUGGCCGUUUGGUUAACAGCCUAGGAUGAUCUACUGAAACUUCCAUGGCAUUUGGAUCCGCAAAAAAUUUUGUCUUAAAACAAACCCAUCUAUUAUUGCGAUAUUAAUUCAGAGCAAGCCUACAACUACAUUUUUGGAAUCUUUGGCCACUCAAAGAAAUAGGACUUUCUGAAAUUUCAUCGCUAUAUGAAAUUUGUAUCUGAGUACUGCAACUCUUAUCGUGAAAAACGGUUUUGAAUAGUGCCAUACUUAGUUCGAACUUUUUGUCACUACACUCUUCAAUCAAACUGUGAGAAACCAACAAUAUUCCUAGCCGGCACCAUAAUGGCAGUGUGUUUCAGCACCAGGUGGCAGAAAGUGUAAAUAGUUAAACGUCAUUGAUCCAAAUCAUUUUUCUAGCUGUUUUAUUGAAUGACUGAAUAUAGUUUAGGCCGCUAGUUGAACGGCACCGUUUAAUAAAAAGGCUAAGCUAUUAAUUGAACGGCUAAUUAAGAUAGUUGGCUGCGAAACUGAAGAUUUUAAGCCAAAAGUAAGUAAAAAUUUGAUAUACGUAAUAAUGUAAUUUAAGCCUAGUUCUAAUUCGCUCUAAAACUAUAAAUGGAGCAAACUCGUAU
Chrysoperla carnea is the source of this 4288-nucleotide messenger RNA. RefSeq names its product rap guanine nucleotide exchange factor 4 (gene Epac). Gene Ontology annotation, biological process: Ras protein signal transduction; positive regulation of GTPase activity. Gene Ontology annotation, molecular function: guanyl-nucleotide exchange factor activity. The record is from RefSeq and is a predicted model, not a curated record. NCBI's taxonomy places the organism in Eukaryota, Metazoa, Arthropoda, Insecta, Neuroptera, Chrysopidae. Gene Ontology annotation, cellular component: plasma membrane. The coding region runs from base 85 to 3129 and encodes 1014 amino acids. The transcript is spliced from 17 exons.